Messenger RNA from Pezoporus flaviventris, 5227 nucleotides. It is a transcript of the gene SNRK, whose product is annotated as SNF related kinase. Gene Ontology annotation, molecular function: tau-protein kinase activity; protein serine/threonine kinase activity; ATP binding. The transcript is spliced from 7 exons. Lineage: Eukaryota; Metazoa; Chordata; Aves; Psittaciformes; Psittacidae. The coding region runs from base 301 to 2595 and encodes 764 amino acids. The record is from RefSeq and is a predicted model, not a curated record. Gene Ontology annotation, cellular component: cytoplasm. Gene Ontology annotation, biological process: intracellular signal transduction; protein phosphorylation; microtubule cytoskeleton organization.
AGUAUUGGGGAGUAUCCACCAGGAAAAAAGCCUGUAUUGACCAGAGGAUGGCUGGAGACAAAUGUGACCUAUUUUCAGAUUGAAUAGUUUUAUUGGGGUGGAGGUCUCAAACUGAAUUCCCACGGACUUAAUGGAAGUAGACAGCUGCAUAGAGAAGAGGUUACACCAUGGCUCCUUCCUGAGAGAAGCAGUAAGGUAUGCUUGGCAGUGACAAUGGGCUAUUUAUUUGCAUCAGAUACUCGUAUAUGAAAAGAUCGCACUUCCAAAGAGCUUAAAUAUUAUAUCAUCUUCUGAAACAGAAUGGCAGGCUUCAAGCGAGGAUACGAUGGAAAAAUUGCAGGAUUGUAUGACUUGGAUAAAACUUUGGGCAGAGGCCAUUUUGCUGUGGUCAAACUUGCUCGUCAUGUCUUUACAGGUGAAAAAGUAGCAGUAAAAGUAAUUGACAAGACCAAACUAGACACUUUAGCCACUGGACAUCUUUUUCAAGAGGUUAGAUGCAUGAAACUAGUGCAACAUCCCAAUAUAGUACGGCUGUAUGAAGUGAUUGAUACCCAGACUAAGCUAUAUCUUAUCUUAGAGCUAGGUGAUGGAGGAGAUAUGUUCGAUUACAUCAUGAAACAUGAAGAAGGUUUGAAUGAGGAUCUGGCAAAAAAAUAUUUUGCUCAAAUAGUUCAUGCUAUAUCCUACUGCCAUAAACUGCACGUAGUUCACAGAGACUUAAAGCCAGAGAAUGUGGUCUUCUUUGAAAAACAAGGACUUGUGAAAUUGACUGAUUUUGGAUUCAGCAAUAAAUUUCAGCCUGGAAAGAAGCUCACCACAAGCUGUGGAUCUCUUGCAUAUUCUGCUCCUGAAAUUUUACUUGGGGAUGAAUACGAUGCACCAGCAGUGGAUAUAUGGAGUUUGGGGGUCAUCCUCUUUAUGCUGGUUUGCGGACAACCACCAUUUCAAGAAGCAAAUGACAGUGAAACUCUGACUAUGAUAAUGGACUGCAAAUACACAGUGCCACCUCAUGUGUCCAAAGAAUGUAAAGAUCUAAUUACACGGAUGUUGCAGAGAGACCCAAAGCGAAGGGCAUCUUUAGAAGAGAUUGAAAACCAUGCGUGGCUCCAAGGAGUUGACCCUUCUCCUGCAACAAAGUACAAUAUUCCUCUUGUGUCAUAUAAAAAUCUCUCUGAAGAGGAACACAACAGUAUAAUACAACGUAUGGUCCUUGGGGAUAUAGCAGACCGAGAUACAAUAGUGGAGGCAUUGGAAACUAACAAAUACAAUCACAUCACUGCUACUUACUUCUUACUAGCUGAAAGGAUUCUGCGAGAAAAACAAGAGAAAGAAAUUCAGACCAGAUCUGCAAGCCCCAGCAACAUCAAAGCUCAGUUCAGGCAAUCAUGGCCAACAAAAAUUGAUGUACCUCAGGAUCUGGAGGAUGACCUUACAGCUUCUCCUCUCUCCCAUGCCACUGUUCCUCAGUCACCAGCUCGCAUGGCUGAGAGUGUUCUCAACGGCCACAGGAGCAAGACCCUUGGUGAUUCAGCAAAGAAGGAGGACAUCCCCGAGUUAGCUGGGCCAGCACUUUCAGCAGUCCCAUCUGUGAGCUUAAAACCCACCACAAGUGGCCGGAAGUGCUUGUUCAGAGUAGAAGAGGAUGAAGAGGAGGAUGAAGAAGAUAAGAAACCUAUUUCUCUUUCUACUCAAGUUGUUCUGCGCCGUAAGCCUUCAGUCACAAACCGACUUACUUCAAGAAAGAGUGCACCAGUCCUCAAUCAGAUCUUUGAGGAGGGUGAGUCAGAUGAUGAGUUUGACAUGGAUGAGAACUUGCCACCAAAGCUCAGCAGGUUAAAAAUGAAUAUUGCUUCACCGAGCACAGUGCAUAAACGCUAUCACAGGAGGAAAAGCCAGGGCCGGGGCUCUAGCUGCAGUAGCUCAGAAACAAGCGAUGAUGACUCGGAAAGCAGGAGACGCCUAGACAAAGAUAGUGGGUUUACUUAUUCCUGGCACAGGCGGGAUAGUAGUGAAGGGCCACCCGGCAGCCAGGGAGAUGGAGGUGGACAAAGCAAACCAAGUAAUGCAAAUGGAGGAGUAGACAAAACAAGCCCAAGUGAUAACAACAAGGGUGGGGGGAGCCCCUCUGGUAGUUCUGGCGGUGGCACCAACACUUCAGGUUCCACUCGGCGAUGUGCUGGAUCUGGAAACUCCCUGCAGCUGUCGUCUAGAAGUGCAGGGGAACUGGUUGAAAGCCUGAAGUUUAUGAGCCUUUGCCUAGGCUCACAGAUUCACGGCAGCACCAAAUACAUUAUCGAUCCUCAAAACAAUCUGUCCUUUUCCAGUGUAAAAGUACAAGAGAAAUCAACAUGGAAAAUGUGUAUAAGCUCCAGCGGAAGUGCAAGCCAGGCUUCGUCCCUGGGCAGCCUGAAAUUUUUUUCUGACCAAAUGUCAGUCACAGCAAACAAAUUUGAACGGAUAAAGAAUAGGAACUUGAAAAACAGUGUGCUACAACUACCUCUCUGUGAAAAGAUGAUAUCUGUGAAUAUUCAGCGUAACCCAAAGGAGGGGCUUCUCUGUACCUCCAGUCAAACCAGUUGUUGUCAUGUCAUUUGAUGAUGACCUGAUUUUAGUAGCUUGAUCUAUUUGACAGCAUCAAUCUUCCUGUUCAGAGCAGUGAACACCUUGUCACGGACCCCCUUUUGUUGUCUUAAAAGAUUUUUAAGUGAGCUUUGAGCAGUUAUUUAUUACACUUUUAAUUUUGUGUUCGCUUGAUGGUAUGACAGUGCAUGGUCUUUGCAUGCUGCUAGCAGAUCUGUUUUUCUUUUUAAACAAAACAAUAUUUUAUUGUGUACUUUUUACAUUUAUAAUUUUACUAUGAAAGAUCUGGAUUAAAUUAAUAUAAGUAUCUGGAUCCUAAUGUAAAUGGAGCACUUAGAAGUUUCCUGUUCUGCACUUAAAUUAGAGAGAGAAGCUUUUGUUUGCUUGUGAAAUGUUAAUUCUUGUUCUGACCUUCUAUGAUAACUAAAAUAUGUGAUAUGUGGCAUACUUCCAUGUGUCUGAAACAGAACCAAAGCAAUAAUGUUUUGAUGCUGAAAACUCUUCAGGGAGCUUUCAGAUGUUCCAAGGCUUGUACAAAGCAAAGGUGCACUGAAAAUUAGUGAUCUUGAUGAUAAUUUUAAACCCACACCUAUUUGUCUUAAGCUAUGAUAUGGAUGAAGUUGUGGCUCAAAAAUCAAAUGGAAAAGAUCUUUUUUUGCUAGAGGUAGUUUUCUUUCUUUCUUUAAAAAAGCAAGUAGAUUUGUAAGGCAGCUUUCUUCCAUAGAAAUGUGUUAAUAUUGUAAGCAGACAAUCUUCUUUUUUAAUAGAACAAAGGUAAACUAUUAAGUCUACUUCUGAGUUUUUACAUUCUAACUGAAAAUAAAAGUAUUUGUAUGAAUUACUUUUGUUAUUAGUAUAUCAUGACACUUAGUAUUUUAGGGGUUUACCCUUGUAGACCUUUUCCCUUGUCCUCUCCUCCUCUCCCUGUUAUUUCAAGAGGCAAUAAGGGAUGGAAAACCUUUUGGGUAACUGGAUUCAGACUGAAGUUGUUCUUGUAAUUACAUAUUUCUCAUUAUUACUCUUUUUAAGACUUAAGAUACUGCUGUUCCCCACAUGUGCCCUACUUAUUUUCCCUCAGUAAUAAUGCUUUUCAUACAGUCAGUUUAAAAUAGCAUAUAGGAAAGUAUUUAUUUUGCAGCAAUUAACCUUUCUGUUGGGUUUCCCAUUGCCAUGCCAUGGUCUUGACUUAGAGUAUUUCUGCACAAAAGGAGACUUGACCAGAUGAACUAACUUUGUGGAAUUUUAUUAUUUAGAAUAAAAUAUAUUGCAGUUUUCUAGUUUUGGGAAGGGCAGGAAUGUUUUAUUUUUUUCACGCUGUGCACUAGGUCUUCUAAGCAAUGCCGGUGAGACCUAGUGGUAGUUAUGUAGCAGUGCCCUGGGCAGAUGCUGGGUGUCUUGAGAGGAGCUGAUGGUGUUAAGCAUCCCCUAAUGCUUGCGGAGUGGUCAGAUAUGAGGCCUUUCACAUCCACUGCAGAGCAAGUGGAGCACCAGAGAGCAGCCUCACGCCUGGUCAUAGGUUCAACAGUUCUUGUUGAUCAGUAAGAGACUUUACUGAGGGAGCAUGAACAGUGUGGAGUGCUCUGACCCUCACUGGGGAUUUUAUGUUCUGCUUCCUAAGCAAGGCAAGGACAAGUGUUUUACUCCUUUCUGUUUUGAACUGCACUUGCAGUUUAGUCAGCAUGACACUUGUUAGAAAUUAAAAGCUACAAGGAUAGAUGUGUGGGUGAAGCCAUAGAACACGUUUGCUUGACAUUUUUGAGUAGGGGUCUUACCAAGGGCCAGAAAUGCGAUGUGUGGUUCACAGACAGUGAGUGUAACAUCCGAGUAGGAGAUAAGUUUAUAAAGGGCAUUGGCAAUAAACUUAUUUGUUGCAGCUUUUUUCCAAGUAUUGUAAAUACACUUUCCUGAUAUUAUGUACAGCCUUGGAAUGGCACCUGUUAACUAACCCCAGGUGUAUUUUGUUUCCAGUGUUUUUAUAUACAACUGUAUAUAUGGUGCUCAUUUUGGAACAGCUGUGUUGACCAUUUAUGCUGCAUAGUUGUAUCAUACAUAACCUUAGAGUUGUGUGUGGCUGGUUGAACCUUUGGGUGUACAAAUGUUAGUCUGAGUGGUGUCCUUUACCCAUUUGUUGACAGGUGAAUGAUUGUGCAUGUGGUGUAUGUUGUGUUAUGUUGUCACGUAAGAGGAAGGGCAAGAAUAAGCACUACAGUAAAGAUAAUAUUGGACCAAACUAUUUAGAGCAAGUAAACAGUUUCUUGUACCCCUUAAUGUGUCUUUAAAAGUUGCAUAUAGUUAUAGUAGUGUAUAAAUUAAAUAUUGUGGAAAAACAGUCUUGUAUUUUUCUGUAUGUGUGUAUAUAAAUAUAUAUAUUAAAAAUAAUGUACCUCUAGCAACUUAAUCUGUAUUUAAGACGUGACAAUCUUGACACAGUUUUAAGAAUUUAGCAGUCUAAAUAAGGAGAAUCAAUGAACAGAAAUAGAAAAAAAAUCCUCACCAAGAAAGAAUCUGUGUGUUAAGAGGGUACAGAAGUAUCACCUGAUCUGAUUGCUUCCAGCAGUGUUUAGCUUCGUUGUUGUAUAAGCACUCACAGUGUGCGACAGAGAUGGAAAAUCUGGUUAAUAAAAGCUGUAUCUUGAUUGAUGCUUAA